AUGCGCGCGGCAUCGCGUCUACUGCAGCACAGUCUGCGCUUGACGCUCUUCACCCACGACCACUGCAGCCUGUGCGUCGACGUGAAGAGCGUGAUGAGUCGCGUCUGGGAUCGCCGCCAUUUUGAGUACCGCGAAGUCGACAUCCUGGCUGAAGAGAACAAGCGAUGGAAGGAGCUCUACGUCCACGACAUUCCUGUGGUCCACGUCGAUCGCACGGCCACGCUGGCCACGCAGAAUGGCGAGACGACAGCCGCUGCUCGGAAGCUCAAACAUCGCUUCACCGAGCAACAGCUGGAGAAGGUGAUGGACGAGCUUGAACGCGUCUGA
Cercospora beticola is the source of this 327-nucleotide messenger RNA. RefSeq names its product Mgp12p (gene MGP12). Lineage: Eukaryota; Fungi; Ascomycota; Dothideomycetes; Mycosphaerellales; Mycosphaerellaceae. The record is from RefSeq and is a predicted model, not a curated record.